CUGCGUCACGAGGUAGGCAAUGAGAUGCCAGUAGCGGACGCAGCAAGCCAGCCAGUCGACAGCGCGCGCUCGUCCAGUCCACACCUCUCCUCCGCUCACGACCUACCGUUCACCACCCGCCACCUGGGUUGUUCUAGGCGGGAGCCGCGGUGUGUUUGCUGCAGUUUUACUUGGCUUCAUCUUCAUUGGUUCGUGUCCAGCCAUGGCGGACCGAGGCCUCAGUCGGGCAGGAACCCCCAAGCCCAGCCAGGACACGCCACGGCGUGCACCCCAGCCCAGCCAGGACACGCCACGGCGUGCACCCCAGCCCAGCCAGGACACGCCACGGCGUGCUUCCCAGGCCAGCCAGGACACGCCAAGGCGUGCUUCCUCCUCCUCAUCUGUCUCACGGGACAGUUCACGGCCCAGGCGUGAUGAUGAUGACCGGUUAAGGAAGGACAAUAAGAGGACUGCUGUUGGUUUUGAUGGGUCGUCCGUCAAGCGUCUUUGUGCUUCCAAACCACAACAACCGUCCGGCAGUCAACAACCGUCUGGCAGUCAACAACCGUCCGGCAAUCAACAACCGCCUGGCAGUCUACAAUCAUUCGUCAGUCAACCCUGUUCGGACGAGGAUCCUUCUGCUUCAGACAAGAAAUUUGAUAUUCUCACCAAUCUGUUGAGUGGUUUAGUUGAAAAACUAGACAACCGCAUUACACGCAGUGCUUCGCCUUCACCGGUAGAUUAUGGUGGCUGUCAUGAAUUGUCCCCUUCUGAUAAUGAGGACGGUGAAGAGUCUGAGAGAGAUGAUCCAGACCCCCUAGAUGGAUUAGACACUAUCUCCCCCUCUUUUUCCGGUAGCCAACCCGCUACCUCUGGUGAUGACGCAGACUUCCUCCAAGCGUUGAGUGAAUUGUCUGACAAUUUUUUGGGCGAGGAAGCAAAAGGUGAACCAAUUUCUGAUUCACUUGCAUCAAUAGUCAAUGCCAGCCUGAGGCGUCGUCCUGUGGCCGACAUUGUAAAAUCAACCACUAAUAGGAUUAAAAUACCCAGCAAUGUGCCCAAUAUGAAAGUUCCAGAGACUAACCCUCCCAUUGUCAAAGCAAUGAAUACGGGAGGUAAACUUGUGGAUGCUCGACUAACCCAUAUUAAUGGACUGUUACUGAAAGCGCUUGUUCCCAUUACUCAGUGCGUUAGUGACGUGGGGGAAAGGAAAGGGAAGGCAGUGAAUUUUUACCUGGAAGGUUUAAAUGAUUGCCUUAGGCUACUAAUCUCCGCCUUCAAUUACACCAACCAGUUACGAAAGGAGGUGGCACGUGUUCACGUCAAUGACACUGCUCUUGCAGAACUCUGUAAAUGGGAGUGUGAAGUCGGUACUGACAAACUCUUCCCUUUCGACAUUGUGAAGAAAUGUGAUGAAAUGCAUAGAACCAAGAAGCUGGGAAGGCCGUCCUUCCGCCCCUACAAGACCUCCAGAGGGAAGAGCUUAUCCUUCGGUAGACAGGACCACAGGAGACCUUACAGCUCACGAGCCCGGUCAAAGCUUCCUUCAAGGCCUUUUUUAGGCCUGCGGCAGUCUUACGGGAGGAGGACGCAGCCAUACAAACUUCCCCAGUAACGCCUCCCACAGUGCCUCCCACAAUCUGCCUCCUCCAGCAAGGCAUCCCUGACUCUACCUGUCUCCACAAUCAUGGCCACUGUGGGGUGGUCGUGUGAGUCUGUUUUUGCUAAAUUCUACAGGAGGCCGUUGUCCAAGCGGACAGAUUUUGCUAGUGCAGUGUUGGGCUGAGGAGGAUUGUUGAUUUGCACAUGGAUUGCAGCCUGUUCUAUUAUUUGUGUUGAGUUUCACUUCUGUACUACCUUAUAUCGUUACUUGGGAAAUAAAUGGUUAUUCUUUGUCUAUUUUUCCUUUGACACCACUAAGGACUACGUUAGGUUUGAGGAAUCACUCUUAAGCUCUCAUUGCCUACCUCGUGACGCAGUUAACUACCGUGAAGUGAAAUUAUACGAUUAAGCGAGUACUUACCGGUACGAUGGUUGAUCGUAAUUUCACGAACAGUUAACUGCGUCACUGAGGUAGUAAAUGCCCUCCCUUUUCCCUCCCAGUGUUUUGUCCCCUCGUUAGGUUCUUUCCUACUGAUGUGCCUCCUUGUCAAUGGUUGGCUGCUUCCUCAAACCUCUCUAAAGGACUGGCUUGCUGCGUCCGCUACUGGCAUCUCAUUUACUACCUCAGUGACGCAGUUAACUGUUCGUGAAAUUACGAUCAACCAUCGUACCGGU
Scylla paramamosain (green mud crab) is the source of this 2256-nucleotide messenger RNA. RefSeq lists its product as uncharacterized. Lineage: Eukaryota; Metazoa; Arthropoda; Malacostraca; Decapoda; Portunidae. The transcript is spliced from 2 exons. Bases 203 to 1594 code for a protein of 463 amino acids. The record is from RefSeq and is a predicted model, not a curated record.